UUUAAGUAGUCCAUUUGCAAAAUACCGUGAAAACAUUUUGAGAAUGAGAAUCCAACCAAAAAAAAAAGAAAAGAAAACAAAAAACAAAAUAAUAAUAAAACGAACAACGGAAAAUUGAAACAAAAGCCAAUUAUGUUAUAAGAUCCUGCAUAGCUAACCACGAAAACCGCUUUUCCAGCACAGCAGUGGGUCCUGUCGCCUACAAGUGUUGGUAACUAUGCAUAUACACAUAUACGACUACAUAUACUGAACUGCUCAGCCAACACUUCACCAACAGCCACAAUUUUGUAUAGUGAGUUGGCGGCUCAGGGACAAUUAAAAGUUAAGUCGUCCACUUUGACGGUCAAUUGUGCGCCGAACGCUGCACAGAACGGUUAUCCCAAAGAAGGCUUUCGAAAUUUCGAAUAUAGAAUAAAUUGCCAUAUGAAGUAGAUUUUGAAAAAUUGUGCAAGGUGAAAAUUGUAUAAACAGUUUUUUAAAAAAGUUAUAUUUAACUAAGGGAAUUAAUGUAAAUUUUUAUUAAAACAUUUUGUGAAGAAAAAGUUAACGCAGAGACUUGCUGAGCAUUUGAUUGCAGGACGUAUACGAACAGAUUUUAAGUAAAACAAAUUUAAAAAAAUGUUGGCCUGGAAGGUGUGGUCAUUGGUUGGAUUACUGUGUGUACAUUCCGCAUUACAAAUCGAAACGGAUAAUAACUUUUUAAAUCACAAAUUAAGUGGCAUCAUUCAGUGGAAGUAUGAGAAGCGUCCAUUCUGUAAUGCCUUUACAGGUUGCGGUAAAAAGCGUUCAUCUCUCCCACCUUACCCCUUAUGGAAGCGCGCUGAAAUGGACGAAGCAAAAACUUAUAACAACGAAGAAAUGUCUGAGGGGCUAAGUGAUCUGAUCGAUAUAAAUGCUGAGCCAGCUGUAGAAAAUGUACAAAAACAAAUAAUGUCGCAGGCUAAAAUAUUCGAAGCCAUCAAAGAAGCGAGCAAGGAAAUAUUCCGACAGAAGAACAAACAAAAAAUGAGGCAGCGUGAAGAAGUCCAAGAUAAUACUGAAGGUGUCUAAACAACGAACAAUAAGGAAAAAUAACAACAACAAUAGAAAUAAAAAUGUAAUCGUAUAACUGGAAAAAGUAUUGAUUCUUUCAAGCAAAUCGAGCGCAGAGAU
Molecule: messenger RNA, 1152 nt
Organism: Anastrepha ludens (Mexican fruit fly)
Lineage: Eukaryota; Metazoa; Arthropoda; Insecta; Diptera; Tephritidae
Product: cardioactive peptide-like
Exons: 3
Coding region: 619-1050 (143 amino acids)
Source: RefSeq, a predicted model, not a curated record